Messenger RNA from Drechmeria coniospora, 531 nucleotides. RefSeq lists its product as uncharacterized. Gene Ontology annotation, molecular function: pyruvate transmembrane transporter activity. The record is from RefSeq and is a predicted model, not a curated record. NCBI's taxonomy places the organism in Eukaryota, Fungi, Ascomycota, Sordariomycetes, Hypocreales, Ophiocordycipitaceae. Gene Ontology annotation, biological process: pyruvate import into mitochondria. The transcript has 3 exons. Gene Ontology annotation, cellular component: mitochondrial inner membrane. The coding region runs from base 1 to 531 and encodes 176 amino acids.
AUGUUCUCCGCGAGUACCACCCUCCGCGCCGCCCGGCCAAUCUUCCGCCAGUCGGCCGCGACGCCCUUCGCCCAGGCCCUUCGUGCUCAACGCCCACAGCCGCAGUUCCAGUCCCGCUUCCGCGACGCCGGCAAGCGGUGGCAGAGCACUGCUGGCCAGCAGGAACAGAGCUGGUUCAAGCGCGCAUGGGAGAGCGAGAUCGGCAUCAGGACAGUGCACUUCUGGGCCCCGGUCAUGAAGUGGGCCCUCGUCCUCGCCGGCAUCUCCGACUUCGCCCGCCCUGCCGAGAAGCUCUCCUUUACUCAAAACUUUGCUCUUACCUGCACGGGCAUCAUCUGGACGCGCUGGUGCUUGAUCAUCAAGCCCAAGAACUACCUCCUCGCCGCCGUCAACUUCUUCCUCGGCCUCGUUGGCAUCACCCAGUGCACCCGCAUCGCGCUGUACGAGUCCAGCAAGAAGAAGACCGCUGCCGAGGUCGUUGAGGAUGUCAAGCAGGACGUCAAAGACGCCGUCAAGGCUGUCAAGGCAUAG